CAGGCACAAAUAUCAACCUCAACUCUCCCUCUCCCUCCCCCCAAUCCCCGUCUCUUUCUCUCCCUCCUCUCUCGACAGAGCAAAGAGAGGAAGAAACGCAAAAUAAAAAAUUAGUCAAGCUAGUUUCUGAAUCAUGGGCAACAAUUGCAUAUCUCCCAUGAAAUCCAUAGCCCCAUCAACCUCGACGACGGGCGUCACCUCAACCACACAGGGCAACCUCUCGACCAUCAGCAGCACCGAUUUCGGCCGGUCAAGGGACGGCACAAGGGACGGCACAGCCACAAGCCCCCAAGGUCAUAUUCUCGAGGCCCCCAAUCUCAAGAUCUUCACCUUCGCCGAGCUAAGAAGCGCAACGAAGAAUUUCAAGCCCGAAACUGUUCUUGGCGAGGGAGGGUUCGGGAGAGUUUACAAAGGCUGGGUCGAUGAAAGGACUCUGAGUCCAACCAAGAGCGGGCUUGGCAUGAUGAUCGCUGUGAAAAAACUCAAGCCCGAGAGCGUUCAGGGGUUAGAGCAGUGGCAGGCGGAGGUGGAUUUUCUGGGGAGGGUUUCGCACCCGAAUCUGGUGAAGCUCUUGGGUUAUUGUUGGGAGGACAAGGAUCUUUUGCUUGUUUAUGAGUACAUGGCAAGAGGGAGCUUAGAGAAUCAUCUCUUUAGAAGAGGAGGAGCUUUCCAGCCAUUAUCAUGGAGAUUAAGGCUAAAGAUAGUAUUAGGAGCAGCACGAGGCCUUGCUUUCCUACAUUCAUCUGAGAAGCACGUGAUCUAUAGGGACUUCAAGGCGUCUAACAUCCUUCUAGACUCGGAUUACAAUGCGAAGCUCUCCGACUUCGGACUCGUGAGGAAAGGUCCCACGGGUGAAGAUACUCACGUGACCACACGCGUCAUGGGCACCUUUGGAUACGCAGCUCCUGAGUAUAUUAACACUGGUCAUCUCUAUGUAAGGAGUGAUGUAUACGGAUUCGGUGUAGUGCUGCUUGAAAUGAUCACAGGUCAGAGAGCGUUCGAUCUCAACCGUCCAAGCGGACAGCAUAAUUUAGUGGACUGGGCCAAGCCUUAUUUAAUGGACCGCAAAAAGCUCACUCAGAUCGUCGACCCUCAGCUCGACGGCCAGUGCAAACCUAAGGCUACAAUUCAAGCGGCGCAAUUGAUUCUCAAAUGUGUAGCCCAAAAUCCCAGACACCGGCCGUCGAUGAACGAUGUAGUUGAGAGCCUUGAGAAAAUUGAAGCCGCUCAGCAAACUGAAGCCCGGCCCCAUAGAAUGUCGAGGGUGAGGUGAAUACUUCGGGGGCAUCGUCAAAGAUUUGUAUUUGAGACGAAUCAUAUUUUUAAUUUGAUCAUGUGCUAUAUA
This is a messenger RNA of Asparagus officinalis (garden asparagus), 1345 nucleotides long. Its product is annotated as probable serine/threonine-protein kinase PIX13. Gene Ontology annotation, biological process: protein phosphorylation. Gene Ontology annotation, molecular function: ATP binding; protein kinase activity. Bases 134 to 1273 code for a protein of 379 amino acids. NCBI's taxonomy places the organism in Eukaryota, Viridiplantae, Streptophyta, Magnoliopsida, Asparagales, Asparagaceae. The transcript is spliced from 5 exons. The record is from RefSeq and is a predicted model, not a curated record.